Messenger RNA from Leptonychotes weddellii (Weddell seal), 2046 nucleotides. It is a transcript of the gene KCTD12, whose product is annotated as potassium channel tetramerization domain containing 12. Lineage: Eukaryota; Metazoa; Chordata; Mammalia; Carnivora; Phocidae. The record is from RefSeq and is a predicted model, not a curated record. Gene Ontology annotation, molecular function: protein binding. Gene Ontology annotation, biological process: regulation of G protein-coupled receptor signaling pathway; protein homooligomerization. Gene Ontology annotation, cellular component: presynaptic membrane; signaling receptor complex; postsynaptic membrane.
CUGAGCCAGCGUCCGGGAAAGGCGGCGGCGGCUUCGGCGCGCGGCCCCGCUCCCUGCCACCACCCCAGACCGGCCACCUCUUUGCCAUGGCUCUGGCGGACAGCACACGUGGAUUACCCAACGGGGGCGGCGGCGGGGGUGGCAGCGGCUCGUCGUCCUCCUCGGCGGAGCCGCCGCUCUUCCCCGAUAUCGUGGAGCUGAACGUGGGGGGGCAGGUGUAUGUGACCCGGCGCUGCACGGUGGUGUCGGUGCCCGACUCGCUGCUCUGGCGCAUGUUCACGCAGCAGCAGCCGCAGGAGCUGGCCCGGGACAGCAAAGGCCGCUUCUUUCUGGACCGAGACGGCUUCCUCUUCCGCUACAUCCUGGAUUACCUGCGGGACUUGCAGCUCGUGCUGCCCGACUAUUUCCCCGAGCGCAGCCGGCUGCAGCGCGAGGCCGAGUACUUCGAGCUGCCCGAGCUCGUGCGCCGCCUCGGGGCGCCCCAGCAGCCCGGCCCCGGGCCGCCGCCGCCGCACUCGCGGCGCGGGGUGCAGAAGGAGGGCUCGCUGGGCGACGAGCUGCUGCCGCUCGGCUACGCGGAGCCCGAGCAGCAAGAGGGCUCGUCGGCCGGGGCGCCGUCGCCCACGCUGGAGCUGGCUAGCCGCAGCCCGUCCGGGGGUGCGGCGGGCCCGCUGCUCACGCCGUCCCAGUCGUUGGACGGCAGCCGGCGCUCGGGCUACAUCACCAUCGGCUACCGCGGCUCCUACACUAUCGGGCGGGACGCGCAGGCGGACGCCAAGUUCCGGCGAGUGGCACGCAUCACCGUGUGCGGCAAGACGUCGCUGGCCAAGGAGGUGUUCGGCGACACCCUGAAUGAGAGCCGGGACCCGGACCGGCCUCCCGAGCGCUACACUUCGCGCUAUUACCUCAAGUUCAACUUCCUGGAGCAGGCCUUCGACAAGCUGUCCGAGUCGGGCUUCCACAUGGUGGCGUGCAGUUCCACCGGCACCUGCGCCUUCGCCAGCAGCACCGACCAGAGCGAGGACAAGAUCUGGACCAGCUACACGGAGUACGUCUUCUGCAGGGAGUGAGCUCCCCAGACCCCCUCGCGGCUCCAGCUCUCCCAUCCCCCCUCCUUCCUGCCGAGGAGAGGAUUAUAGAUCUCCCCUCCUAUCCCACGCCUUUCCAUUCCCCUGUCUCCCACCUUUAGUAGCUGGGCCAGGCCCACUCACCGCCCCCCCGCCCCCACUUGAGAACCUGCAGCCGCAAAUCCUCUCGGCUUCUUCGUCUUCUUUGGACCCCGCUAACCGAGAGAGCCCCCUCCAGUGCUUCCUCUGCCCCCUGACUCAAACCACCCCUCCCCUGGAUUGUCCUUCAGUCUGGAUCUAAUGGGGGCAGUGUGACCACAAAGUCACCAAGUACCUGGGGAUGGCAGAAUUGUUCAGAACCUGAUUGGACCCUGUCCAGUGUGUAGAAGAUUGAAAUCCCAAGCCCUUUUGACUCAUUCGCGGCUUAAGAGAUCAGAAUUGAGAACACUGGGAAUAGUUAGUGUUUUAAAAGGUCAUUACGUAACCUUUUGGCCCUCUUUAAAGGUAGAGUUUUAGAGGGCUGGAUGGAAGACUCUGGACCUGGAAUUAGGAUCCCGUGUAGGCAGGUCAGUGACUACAAAAUGAAUAAAGUUUUGACAAGUUAUAGGUAGAAGUAGGAAAAGAAUCUAGUGCUGGCACAAUGAAGGAUCGUAUCUCUUCCGUGCACAACGAAAGGUCUUCGCCUGUGGCUUAAACUUGUAGAAAGUCACUCUCCUGCGUUAGGAGGCAUCCUUUCUCCUUGGCUCCAGCGCGCGUUGCGCUUAGUUCGACUGGUCGACAUGGCCGCCCUUCCUGGCGGGAGGGAGCAAGAGUGCUAACGCCGGCAAGGGCCAGACAGCCCAGGUCACCAAGCACUGCGGGAAGUCACCCGGCCGUGACUGUAAACGGAGCUGGGUAGUAGUAAUGCACGCCGUGGGUAUUAAGAAAGCCCGUAUUCUUGCAGUGAAUGGCAGUAGGACUUUAGCUUGUAAGACUUGGG